Molecule: messenger RNA, 1320 nt
Organism: Chaetomium fimeti
Lineage: Eukaryota; Fungi; Ascomycota; Sordariomycetes; Sordariales; Chaetomiaceae
Product: phosphatidic acid phosphatase type 2/haloperoxidase
Exons: 4
Coding region: 346-1320 (324 amino acids)
Biological process (GO): phospholipid metabolic process
Molecular function (GO): phosphatidate phosphatase activity
Source: RefSeq, a predicted model, not a curated record
CGUUCCUUGCUUUCUGCCUUCUUUCUUCCCCCGAUCUUCUUUUCCGUUCUUGCUGCCUGGCAUUGGGAGGGGCGAGUCAGCCCAACACGAGGCUGCGAUGGAACGGGAAUGGAACAGCCCAGCCAGCGACGAUCCUUGCCCAUGGAUGCCAAGACGGUUGGACCCUGUAGCCUUGCCCGCAAGAGGUGAGCUCGGAAUGGCACGCGACAUCAUCCAUCUUGGAACUCGUACAUCAAUUGCUUUGGACCUCCUUUCGCCUCGACGUCGGUCUGGUUUGCGAAGCGCAACCCCCAUGCCCCGAACUGUGCUUUAUUUAAGGCAGUUCGACGGCCGUGACUGAUCACCAUGGCACCUCCAAGGUCCAACUCGAGCGGAGGAGGCCCCAGCGGCGGAAUUCUGGCGUCUUUCUCGAGAUUCUGGCAGAGAACCUAUGCCUCCGACUAUAUCGGCUUCGUGCUGCUGUUGGUGUGCUACCUCCUGAUCCAAUUCUUCGUCGAGCCCUUCCACCGCAUGUUCUCCCUCAACGACCUGCGCAUCUCUUUCCCCCACGCCGAGGUCGAACGCGUGCCCCUCCUCCACGACUUCAUCUACGCCCUCUUCAUCCCGCUCGGCCUCGUCACAGCCACCAACCUCAUCACCCGCGCCCCGCGCCACAAACACCACGUCACCAUCCUCGGCCUCGCCAUAUCCCUCAUCCUCGCCUCCCUGCUAACCGACAUCAUCAAGAACGCCGUCGGCCGCCCGCGGCCCGAUCUCCUCGCGCGCUGCCUGCCCGCGCCGGGCACGCCGCGCGACCAGCUCGUCACCGUCGCCGCCUGCACCCAGACCGGCCACCACAAGCUGCACGACGGCUGGCGCUCCUUCCCCUCGGGCCACUCGUCGUUCGCCUUUGCGGGGCUGGGCUACCUGGCGCUGUUUUUGGCGGGCCAGAUGCGCAUCUUUGCGCACGCGGGGGCCGGGAACCUGGGGGAGCACGCGCAGAAGGUGGUGCGGGGGGAUUUGGUGCGGGCGCUGGUCUGUGGUGCGCCGCUGCUGGGCGCGACUAUGAUUGCGAUCAGUCGGUGCCAGGACUAUCGGCAUGAUGUGUAUGAUGUGGGCGUGGGUGGGUUGUUGGGGUAUACGGUGGGGUAUUGGAGCUAUAGGCGGUACUGGCCGCGGCUGGGCAGUGGGCGCUGUGAGGAGCCGUAUGCGGGACCGCCUGAGGCGGGUGAGGAUGGGGUUGGUGGUGGGAGGGGUGGAUAUGGGAGGUUGGGGGAUGAGGAGGAGGGGCUGGCGCGUGGGAGGAAUGUAGGUAUUGAGUUGGGGGCGUUGAGAAUGUGA